This is a messenger RNA of Myxocyprinus asiaticus (Chinese sucker), 1877 nucleotides long. RefSeq lists its product as uncharacterized. The transcript is spliced from 8 exons. Lineage: Eukaryota; Metazoa; Chordata; Actinopteri; Cypriniformes; Catostomidae. The record is from RefSeq and is a predicted model, not a curated record. Bases 206 to 1132 code for a protein of 308 amino acids. Gene Ontology annotation, molecular function: protein binding.
GAAGAAGAAGAAGCAGAAGAAGAACGAGGAAGCAAAAUUUAGGAAAUGAGAAGCACCCUCGGUACUUGCGUUCUUGAGGAUUGGAAUCGAACUUCGGCAGUGGAUGAUGACGUAGAACGAGUCCACGAGAACGACAACCAGCUAGAAUGGCGCAUUCACGACCCGCAGAUUUCAUGGUGGAAGAUAUGGAUUCAAAAUCAGCGAAAUGAUCCGCCACAUUUACGCAGUGGCGCAUUUUAUUCUGAUGGUCGAUCUAGCCAAGACAGUUGACUUACAGCCUCCAAAUGUUAGGACAGUAGGAUCACAACUACAGUGGAAGUCUGCCAAUGAUGACGGUGUGCUGUAUUCAGUUCAGUAUAAACUUGGCUCCACACCAGCGGAAGAAUGGCACAACGUGUCAAGUCAUAUUGGCACAAAAUUAAAAACAUUAAACAUCACUGCUGAAUUUUAUGGAGCUGUAUUCCGAGUGCAUGCGGAGAAAGGAAACCGCACAUCAGAAUGGCAGAAUUCGAAACCAGUCAAGUGUUUAAAUAUACGGCAUUGUGUUCCUUUGAUAAAUCUGACUGUUAAACCUGGAAUGGCUCACCUGUAUAUGGAACAUAUGGACCAAAGCUUGGUGAAAGAAUUUGGAAAUGGAAUUGCCUUUAAUAUAUCCUACUGGAAAGUAGCUAAUGGAGAUCACUCAGAGGUACAGUUUUAUAUUACAAAUGGCAAGAGUCAACUCUUUCCUAACCUGGAGUCAGGACAGGAGUACUGUUUUCAGGUUCAGUAUUUGUGGUACAAUAAGCGCUAUGGAAAUACCAGCAACAAAAGUUGUGCAAUCAUCCCAGAAACAGCUGAAGAGAAAAAGAGACGUGAUUUGCUCUUAAGUAUACUAGCCACAGUUUUUGUUUCGGCCAUGUGUGUUGGCUGCAUUUUUGCAUUUUUCAAGAACCACAAAAAGCUUAAACAGUUCUUUCGGCCACCCCCGGAAAUUCCUGACCACUAUCGAGAGUUUUUAACAGGGGAGUUUUUUCAGCAACUGUGUCAAAGUCCCAGCAGUCAAAGCUUACAGUCAUGUGACAUCACAUUAAUAGAGAACAACGAUAUAGAGGCGAAUGGCCAAGAGGAGGAACAAGAGAGAAGAUCUUGAUUCUGUGUUUGACUCAAAGAUUGUGAUUGUCUUUAUAUAGGAAUUUUACAUUCUUCGUUUCAUAUACACUAUUUUUUUCCCCCUUAGUAAUUUCUCAUUUGACAUGAUCAUCAUUUACAGGCCACUAACCAGCUCAUAGAUGCAGAUCUGUCCUUGAUAGUUACUGAUUUCCUUAAUGCCAAGUGAUUUUCCUUAAUGGAAAAGAGGAGAACUAGCUAAAGUUUUCACAUGAGCAUUAUGACAUACAGUAUAUUGUUAUAUUUGGAGACAAGUUUUUUAUUAGUUACAUUAGUCAGCUACUGUAUAUUUCAGACUUAGAGCACUUUUAACACUAAAUAUGAGAAUCAGUAUUGUUUGUCGCAACAGUUUUAGGACAAUGUGAUAAUUCACUAUCUUCCAUUAAUCAGCUGAAGUAAAUCAGGGGUGUGUUACAGGGAUUCAGCUCUAGUGAAUAACUAAAUUCUUGGCCUUUUACUAUUCAAAUAAGUAUGAACAUAAGAUCACAAAUCUGCAAAUUACUUUGCUAUUUCUUUGGACAGUAGGCCUACUACUGCACUCAGAAGGGGUGGGUUUACGAUAUCUGAGGCCCCAAGCAUCCAACCAAGCCGGGGCCCCAUUUCAAAAAUGUUUGCUUAAAAAAUUACAUAAAAUUUGUUUGAAAUCAUAAUUUUAAAUUCAUCCUAUCAACCAUUGUAGCCAAGUACAUUCAAAAUGUUUAAUGAAAUAAAAAUCUUGUUAAAGACCA